GUAGCCAUUUUGUUGUGUCAUUGGCCAGUAGCAAAUCUGAAGUGUCAAAUUAACCUUGAAGAGAACAUCCUGCUUCGUCUCCAUGGUGAUUUGUUGAGUCCUUGAUCUCCUGUCACAUCGUAUGGCGAGGUCCUCAACAGCUCGUUGCGCUGGGACAACAAGUAGAAUAGCUUGUUUCCUCAACAGCUCUGUCUAUCUAUCUAUGUUUAUUUUCUGCUAUUAUGGACUCUUGUAUCACAACUUUUGAUACAUGUGUGUGUGUGUAUUUGUCCUUAGUGUAGCCUACCCAAAAGGUAAAAUGUAAUAACAUUGACACAUGCUAAUCUUCAAGGAUAUAAGAGACCUGUUGGUAGGAGACCAAUUCCAGGUCACUAACAGAGCCCCCUGUCUCCUGCGUGUGGUCCCUACGGGCUGUAGGAUGUUCUCGUCUGUGAAAGCCUUCGAGGGGCAGCAGUACUCCACCCUGAAGAGGCAGUGCCUUGCCAGCGGCCUGCUGUUCGAGGACCUGCGCUUCCCCGCAGUGGAUGACACCCUCUUUUACCAGGGCAACAGGAUCGGACGUGUGCACUGGAAGAGACCCCGGGAGCUCUGUGAGGACCCUCACCUGUUUGUGGAUGGGAUCAGUGCGCACGACCUGCACCAGGGCCAGCUGGGAAACUGCUGGUUUGUGGCGGCGUGCUCCAGCCUGGCCUCCAGAGAGUCCCUGUGGUCCAAAGUCAUCCCAGACUGGAAGGAGCAGGAGUGGGACACAGAGACGCCUGAGUCAUAUGCCGGAAUCUUCCACUUCCGCUUCUGGCGCUUUGGCGAGUGGGUGGACGUGGUGAUUGACGACCGGCUGCCCACGGUGGACAACCAGCUGGUCUACUGCCACUCAGAUGACAGUAACGAGUUCUGGAGCGCACUGGUGGAGAAGGCCUAUGCGAAAGUAUACGGCUGCUACGAGGCCCUGGACGGUGGGAAUACGGCGGAUGCACUGGUUGACUUCACAGGGGGUGUGUCGGAGCCUAUGGACCUGCUGGAGGGCCAGAUGGCCACGGACGAGGUGGCCCGCAACCAGCUGUUUGAGAGGGUACUGAAGGUCCACAACCGGGAUGGCCUCAUCAGCUGUUCCAUCCGGGCAACCACUGUGGAGGACAUGGAGGCGCGGCUGGACUGCGGCCUGGUUAAAGGUCACGCAUACGCGGUGACGGAUGUGAAGAAGGUGCGUCUGGGCCAGGGCCUGCUGGCCUUCUUCAAGUCAGAGAAGCUCAACAUGAUCCGCAUGAGGAACCCAUGGGGAGAGAAGGAGUGGAGCGGGCCCUGGAGUGACAGCUCAGAUGAGUGGAAGAAGGUGAGCAAGAGUGAGAGAGAGAAGCUGGGUGUCACCGUGCAGGACGACGGAGAGUUUUGGAUGACGUUUGAUGACUUCUGCCAGUACUUCACAGACCUGAUCCUGUGCCGCCUCAUCAACACCUCCUACCUGAGCAUCCACAAGACCUGGGAGGAGGAGGUGAUGAGGGGCUCAUGGGUCCCCCGCCAAGAUCCCCUGAGGAACCGCUCUGGGGGCUGCAUCAACCACAAGGCUACCUUCCUGCAGAACCCACAGUUUGUGUUUGAUGUGAAGAAGGUAGAGGACGAGGUGUUGAUCGCCCUGCAGCAGAAGGAGAGGAGAGCCACCACCAAAGAGGGCAAAGGAGAUAACCUGGCCAUAGGCUUUGACAUUCACCGGGUGGAACUGAACAGAAAGUACCGCAUGCACAUGUCCCAGCAGAAAGUGGCGGGCUCCAUCUACAUCAACUCGCGCUGCGUCUUCCUCAGGAAGGAGCUCAAAGAGGGUCGCUACGUCAUCAUCCCCACGACUUUUGACCCCAGGCAGCAGGGUGACUUCCUGUUGCGGGUCUUCACCGACGUGCCUUCAGACUGCAAAGAGUUGAACCUAGACGAGCCCCCCCAGACGUGUUGGACGGGCAUGUGUGGUUACCCCCAGCUGGUCACCCAGGUCCACGUUCUGAGUGCAGAGGGACUCCAGGGCCAGGACUCUAAUGGGGCCUCUGACCCGUACGUCAUCAUCACCUGUGAGGGGGAGCGGGUGCGCUCACCGGUGCACAAGGACACACGGAGCCCCAACUUCGACGUCAAAGGCCUGUUCUACCGCAAGAAGCCAAAGGAAGGCAUCCACAUUGAGAUCUACAAUAAGAAUGUGAUUGUGGAUACCUUCCUGGGUCAGGUGACCCUGUCCAGUGACCCGAACGACCGGCAGGUGCAGCACACGCUCCACCUGCGCGACAAGGGCAAUCGACAAGACAACGACCUCCCAGGCACAGUCACCGUGCGCCUCAUCACCUGCACCACACUCAUCAACAUAUGACGUCCCUUCCGUCUCCGCUCUCGCCAUGGAAUGUCGGAGCUUUACCUUUGACCUUUGUCAUCAUGGCAACCUUUUGCCUCCCCCUCCCCUCCCCACCACUAAACCAAGCAUGGCAAUUAACCUGUUAACCCUGGGAUCUAGCUCCACCUGACCCAGGGCUCCCCUAAACAUAUACAGACACAGCUUGGUGUCUUUUUUCUCUUUCUCUUUCUCUCUCUCUCUCUCGCUCUCUUUCUCUC
This is a messenger RNA of Oncorhynchus gorbuscha (pink salmon), 2586 nucleotides long. RefSeq names its product calpain-5-like. Gene Ontology annotation, biological process: proteolysis. Gene Ontology annotation, cellular component: cytoplasm. Lineage: Eukaryota; Metazoa; Chordata; Actinopteri; Salmoniformes; Salmonidae. The transcript is spliced from 12 exons. Bases 317 to 2347 code for a protein of 676 amino acids. The record is from RefSeq and is a predicted model, not a curated record. Gene Ontology annotation, molecular function: calcium-dependent cysteine-type endopeptidase activity.